Molecule: messenger RNA, 3385 nt
Organism: Seriola dumerili (greater amberjack)
Lineage: Eukaryota; Metazoa; Chordata; Actinopteri; Carangiformes; Carangidae
Product: neuritin-like
Exons: 3
Coding region: 219-653 (144 amino acids)
Biological process (GO): neuron projection extension; nervous system development
Cellular component (GO): plasma membrane
Source: RefSeq, a predicted model, not a curated record
AGCGCGCGCGCCGGGGGGCAGGUAACGUCAGCAGUCGGCCGGAGCAGGGAAAGACUGAGCAUACACACCCACCAAGUGUUUAUCGCCGGUUAAUCACCGAAACACAUUAAGCAUGGGCAGCUAAUCAGCUCCGUGUGACUCAGCGCCGCUUUUCCAUUCCGAUCCACGAGUCCCUCGGCAGCAUCCCGCGCCCUCCGCUUGGCUUGAAAUGGGAUGAUAUGGGAUUUUUCAUGUCGACGAAGAUCGGGGGGAUUCUUGCGUUUGCCUUGGUAUUCCUGUCCCUCACAGUGUCAGGAGACUCAGCAGAUGUGAAGUGUGAGAAAAUUUAUAAGGACUUUUCUGAUUGUGUCCUGGAGCUGGGAGAGAGCAUGGACAACUAUCAGGAGAACGUGACCAGUGAGAGGGGAGUGGCAGCCGUGUGCAGCCACUGGGAAGCUUUCCAUACAUGUGCCCUCACAGCCCUGUCCGACUGUCAGGAGGAAGUCAGCUCCAUCUGGGAGACGCUGAGGCAGGACUCCAGGAAGAUGCGCUUCCAGGGAAGUCUGUUCGACCUGUGCAGCCCCAGCUCCGCUCCCAGCAUAAGUUCACGUCUCGCUGCACUUACCCUGCCACUGAUGCUGAUCAUGACUGGGCCCAACUGGUCCUCUGUAUAGAUGGGGUAACGGUGGGGGGGGGGGUUGAGAGUGAGGAGAUGGGAGAGGUAAGGAGGGCCUCACAUUCCCCAGGGUUCAGUCCUCCUGAGUUCAAACUUAAAGCCAAGGAUUUAAGAGAGACAAAUGUUUUAAUAAGGAUUAUUUUUGACACAGAGCCGUGGAUGCCUGUGGCAAGCCAAUCAAUAUUUGCUGUGAUGAAUAAUGUUUGAAAUCCUCUCAAAUACUUCAGCUUGAUCUUCCCUUAUGUCUAAAAACUGGUGGAGUAGUGAAGAAAAUGACAUUUCUGCCAACUUAUCAGUCCAGGCAAACUAAAGCAGACACUCCAAGUAUUCUAAUGAUUUCAGAUACAAUGUGACCAGAGUCAGAUCAGUGACUCCUGUGGCUCUGGGUUACCACUAAACAAGGGGUGGACACAAUACUGUGAAUACCUAAUGUAAAACCCACCUGCAAUGAAUACUCUUUUUUUUAGUUUUAUAGAGAUACAAGUCUGUUGACAAUUAUUAUAUUCAGUUUUCAACUCUGAGGUCAUUUCUAAAGCAGUAUUUGCAGAGCACAGGUUUUCAUUAUAUUACAGUAAUGUAUUCCUGUUAUUGUGUCCACUCCCUGCACCAUUUAUUGUAUGCUUUUAUCAUGAUAGUUAAAGGAAUAGUUCAGCAUUUUGGGAGUCAGCUGAGAAGGUCGAUAACACUCUCAUGUUUGUACGGUAAUUAUGAAGCCAUCGCCAGCAGCCAUUCAGCUUAGUUUUGCACAUGGCUGCUCCCAACCAAGAAAUUGUUCAACACAAAACUUGUUUUUGAGCUUUUGCACAUAUUCAACAAAUGAUAUAUACAAUAUUAAUUGGAGAGCUUUAGAGGCACGGGUAGGUAGAUUUUGUUACUUUUGGACAAAGGUAGUCCUAGCUGUUUUCAAGUCUUGUGCAAAGCUAAGCUAACCAACCGCUGGCUGUUUCGUAUUUAGUGCAGACAUGAGAGUCUUAUCAAUUGUCGUACCUAAUUCUCUGCAAGGAAGCAAAUGACAUAUUUCUUAAAAUUACUGUAAUAAAGAGUUACUGUACUGUACUGUACAUUAGCACUACAACAAAAGUUUUAAUCUUCAUUUAAUUUGUAUAAAUACAUCCAAACCAUCAUGAUAUAAUUAGCUUCCACAUUACAGGAGAAGAUUUAAAGGGGUACUUCACCAAAAAUAACAGCAAUAUUUUAGUAAAUCUUAGCUCUUAGUCAUUACACAUCUAUUUGAAUUAGUUGUCAACUUACUGAUCAAUGAACCAACCUAAAGACCAAACCAGACAUUAAUCUUAUGGAACUAAUGACACCAAAGCUAGCAACAGUUCAGAUACACUUUAGGUGAAAUGCACCUUUAACCUGUUUCAAAUUGUAGUAAAUGUUUGUGUAAGUGACAAUCAAGCCACUUGUAUGAAACCUUUGACCCCUUUUCCCCUACAACAUUUCAGCCCACCGUGGCUGAUGUUGCACGGCUGCUAUAAAGACACCAAAAACAGACAUCUGACACCUGGCAUCACAUGUUCACUCCUCCAGCUCCUCUCUCGCUCUCUCAGAGCCUCGCCCCACUCUUUGGUUCAAUCUUCACUCAAUCAUCAGACUUCUGACCCAUUGAUGUAUGUGAAAGAAAAGAAAUCUAGAGUGUGAAUGUUCAGUGUUGUCUCAUAAAUUUUUGUUACAUGUUUUGUGUGAAAGUGCUCUACUGUAGUAAACGCAAUAUAACUAGAACUUUACUUCUUUCUCAAAGUACUGCAAAAAACACAGUAGUUUAUGCAGGACACAGAGACUACACAGGGAUGGAUUCUAUCACAGAGAUUAGAUUUUCAAAGACAAUAAUUCAGCCAGAAGUAUAAUGAAAAUUCCCCAAAUUAUCAUAUUUUAAUACUCAUACACAGAUUUUAUUUAACUUUAAAAACCUAUAAUUAAUGUCUAAUAAAGUUAAAUUAUAUGCAAUAGAAAAACGAAACUGCUAUAAUACAAAACAAUUGCUUUCCAUAUAUCAUCCAUAUAAUUUAUUUUUUAUUAAUUAUAUUUCAAUUACAGGUCUACCAAUUAAUGCAUUGCAUAAUUAUGUUAUCAAACAAAAUACAGAUUCCAAACUCUGCUGCUCCAUUUAUCUGUUUCAUGCUUUUAAUUGGUGUAUUUUGGAGAAACUUAGGCUUGAUUUUACAACACACCCAUAAAUUUCAAAAGCUGUUAUUAGAAAGAAAAGUAUAGUGAAUCUCAUCGACAGAAAACAGCUAAUGGUUACUACAGUUUGUAGCAAAAUUGGCAUCAUUCCCACUCAGUCAGCUCAUUUAGCAAAUAUACCAUAUACAUUAUCAUUACUUGUAAUGGUGUUUUAAUCACUUUGAAUUAAUUUUUUUUUUUUUACAACAAGACUAGGUCAAAACCUUGUUCGUGCCUGGACUGUGUAUUGUUAAUGAGCGAACUGGAGGACAUAUUUGAAAACUGUUGUGGAAUCGCUGUUAACAAUUGACAUCAUCACAUCACGUGUUUGCAUUUUCCCUAGUGUCACAGGUUUCAGUUCUUUAUCUGUUUGCUUCUCCUCUACUCUCUUUGCUCACACAUAUACAGUUUUUCAAUACAGUUGAAUUCCCAUUAAAGCUUUUCUCAUUCACAUGUUUUUCUGUUUCUGUUGCCAGACAAAGGAACAAGUUGGAAAUAGUGACUGAAACACAGCCCAUCAAGGAUGAAUGUUAACCAGCAGUCACUUCCAAGCAGCAGCUCUGC